Messenger RNA from Trichoderma reesei QM6a, 497 nucleotides. RefSeq lists its product as uncharacterized. Gene Ontology annotation, biological process: nucleocytoplasmic transport. The transcript has 6 exons. Lineage: Eukaryota; Fungi; Ascomycota; Sordariomycetes; Hypocreales; Hypocreaceae. The record is from RefSeq and is a predicted model, not a curated record. Gene Ontology annotation, cellular component: nuclear pore central transport channel. The coding region runs from base 40 to 417 and encodes 125 amino acids.
GCCCCCCCCUCUUCCGAGUAAAGCACACAAACCGCCAAAAUGUCCAUCGAGGAUAUCGCCAAGCAGUUCGUCAAUGGCUUCUUCAUGGGAAUGAGCACCAACAUCCAGGGCCUCGCCGCUGUCUACAAUGCCAACUCUGUCAUGACUUUCGAGUCUCAGAAGUUUGAGGGUGUCCAGGCUAUCCUGGAGAAGCUGACGAGCCUCCCCUUCAAGAUGAGCGGCCACCAGCUCUCCACCCUCGACGCCCAGCUCGCCUCUGGCGAUCUCCUGAUCCUGGUCACAGGAAAGCUCAAGGUUGACGAGGACGAGAACCUGAUAAACUUUGUCCAGAACUUCAAGGUCAGCGUCGCCCAGGGCCCUGGCGGCGAAAUCACUGGCUUCACCGUCAACAACGACAUCUUCAAGCUGGUUUACUAAGCUCUGAGAACCCACCCCUUUGACGAAGAGAAGAGAAAAAAAAAACGUUGCUUGUGGAGGUGGCGAGCGUAAUGGCCGGU